Colius striatus (speckled mousebird) is the source of this 3355-nucleotide messenger RNA. It is a transcript of the gene HABP4, whose product is annotated as hyaluronan binding protein 4. The transcript has 7 exons. Gene Ontology annotation, molecular function: RNA binding. NCBI's taxonomy places the organism in Eukaryota, Metazoa, Chordata, Aves, Coliiformes, Coliidae. Gene Ontology annotation, biological process: positive regulation of RNA splicing; positive regulation of translational initiation. The record is from RefSeq and is a predicted model, not a curated record. Gene Ontology annotation, cellular component: cytoplasm; nucleus. Bases 121 to 1203 code for a protein of 360 amino acids.
GCGACGGCAAUGAAAAUGCCAGUGGCAAUGGUGCAGGGGCGCGGGUAGCGCGGAGAGGCUUACCUGUCGCGCUCUCGUAGCGAGCGCGUCGGUUUAGCCCCGGGAGCGCGGGCCGCAGCGAUGAUGCAGGGGACGCUGGGCGCCACGGGGGCUGCUGUCACGCAGGAGACUUUUGGCUGCAGCGUCGCCAAUCGCUUCUCCCAGCUUCUGGACGACGACUCGGACCCCUUCGACACCCUGCGCGAGGCCGAGCGCCGCAAGGGGCAGCGCAAGAAGCGCGAGGAGGCGGCGAUCAGGAGAGCUGGUCCCGGCAUCAGGCCGGGAGGCCGCCGCAGGGAGUCCCAGGAGGAGCGCAGACAGCUCGGGACGGGGUCGCCGAAGCCUGGCCAGAAACGAGUACCUAAAAGGGGAGACCAGAAAGGAUUCAAGGACAGAGGUGCAGACUUGAAGAAAGACAAAAAUGAAUUGAUAUUACCUUUCAGAGAACACUGUUCCCAUGAAACAGAAAGACAAGUGGAAUUCACAGUGGAAAGGAACAAAAAUUUGACUGGAAAUCUUUUUAGACCAACUGAAGGAUUAGUCCAUGAAAGGCCAAUACGAGGUCGUGGAAGAGGUGGAAUGCAAGGUAGAGGAAGAGGUGCUGGAAGUUUCAAUGGCUUUGCCCCAAGAGGAAAACAGGAAUUUGGAAGACAAAGUGGGAAUGAUAAAAAUGGGAUGGAAGAGACUGCUCUUGUGGAGGAGACUGCGGUAACAGCUGUGAAGCUAGGGGCAUUCGAAGGAGAGCUUCUGAACAAAGUUGCUGAAGGAGAGCCAAUGGAAGAAGUAGUUCAAGAAAUGACGUUAGAUGAGUGGAAAAAUCUUCAGGAACAGAAUCGACCAAAGCCUGAAUUCAACAUCCGGAAGCCAGAAUUCACUGUUCCUUCCAAAGCAGUGGUGAUUCACAAGUCAAAAUAUAGCGAUGACUUGCAGAGAGACUCUGAAGAUGAUUCUCAUGUCUUCCGAAGACCAGUGAAUGACAUAACAUCUCAGCUGGAUAUUAAUUUUGGGAGCCUUCCUCGCCCUGGCUGUGGAUCAAGAGGAGCACGAGGUGGUCGUGGUCGUGGCAGACACGUUGAGGAGAUAGGACGUCAACGAGAAGUAGUGAUCGUGCAACUUGUUGCUCCAAAUCCUGAUGAUCCUGAGGACUUUCCAGCUUUAGCUUGAAGCUCUGUUGUGAAUGGUGGUAUCUCAAAGUAGGUUUAGUAUAGCUGUGAAGAGACCAGUUUUCUGCUGGUGUAGCGUAAGGUCUGUUAAAGCCAGUUUCUACUGGAAAAGCUGUAUGUUCGGUGUGAAAUGAUUUCAACCCUCUGCUAUGGAGCUGGAUUCUGGAGAUAACUGGUGGACUGGGAUCCUGUCACAGGUUCCAGCGUCUGCCUCUUUGUGUGGAAAAUCUGUGAAGGCUUACAACACUUCACCUCAAAGUUUGAGAGUACAGUGUUUAAAAAUGUGUAUAUAGAGAUUAUAUCGAGUUCUCCAUUGCACCAUGGUGAAAUGUGAACUGUACAACAUGGUCUGCAGUUGAGAUUCUGCUUUCACUGUACAUUUGAAAGCUCCUUUCCCUGUUUGUUUGAGUGAAGCGUGCAUUUCACACAACUGUGAGUUGCAGUUCUUUGGAGUUUGGCAAAGAAAAGAAAGUGCUAACUGGUUUUUGCUUGAGGUAUUACUUUCACAAGUCAGAGCAGCAGCAGAGCGAAGAUUUUGUUAUGUAGCCUGAAAAAAAAAAACAACCCAAACCUAAGUCGCAGACAGUACUCACCCAAAUCGGUGAACAACUCUCUAAACAGAAGCAAUCUUCAAGGCAGCACGAAUGCUUUUAACUGACAGCUUUCUUCAGUAGCAAGAAGCUAGUCUUGCUUCAGUAACAAGAUAUAAUCUGCAACUACUGUGAAGAUGUUGAAGGUGAUGUAAGUAAGAAUUUUGAGCUAAAGACAGAACUAAACUGUUAAAGAAGCUUUUAGUUUUAGCUAAAACUAAAAGCCUGACCAACAAGUUUGUUUGACACUGGAGAUGAGAUGGGAUGUCCUUUCCUUGCAGCUUUAACAUGCUUCCUCACUUGAACCAGGUACCCUAGCUUGUUCCCUGCCAAAAGGGACACUCAGAGCCCUUCUCAGGGAUCUCAAAGACAUGAGGAAACAAUACCAGAAGUGAUGAUGGAAAAAAAUGACAACCACACUGGAUGUUUUGGAAGUAGCUGUCGGCCUCAGAGAAGUUUUCAAAUGCCUGCUGGACCUGAACUCAUUCUUUCAGUUUACUGGGAACGUAAAUGAAUAUAAACCUUUCUUUUUUCCUGUUUUGUGCCUCACUUUGUUACGUGUCAUUUCUAAGCAAUCUUCUUUGAGAGCAAGUAUUGGAUGAGACUCAAAGAAAGAAGCUUUUGCUUUGGAAUGAGCUCUCAGAAGUAUUCAGGAACUUAAAGUAAUGCUUAUCUCAGUAGUAAGGCUUUGCACAAGUAGGAUAGAAUCAUCCUAGACAGUGCUGACUCUUUUCUGUAUGCCUCAGACAGAUGGUCUGCAAAGUGCUGCUGCCCAAAUGGCUCUUCUUACAUUGUCGAGUUAUUUAUAUAUAUAACAGUUUGCUAUAACAUGAGGUUCCACAAGGAGCUCAUUUUAGUGACAGAGGUGCUAUGCCAACCUGUGGUAGGGAGGUGCAAAAGCAAAGUGCUGGUGUUAGAGGAACCUGUGCAGCUGGCAUUCAAGUAAUUGAACUCUUGCACCUUGCAAGAGCAAGCUACUACUUGAAGUCAUUGCAGUUUAAGACUGAAUUGCUGCUGCUCUUUCAAUAGGUGUUGGGUGUUUCUACCAAAAAGUGGCAAUUUCAUGAUUGUACAACAGAAGAAAUUUUAUCUGUGAGAGUCUGGGAAUUUGAUUUAAUUAUUUUUUCCCUUCCUGUUCCCCUUAUUUUGUCAGAUGGACAAGAAUGUGCCUGAAUUUUUACUUACAUCUUUGCUUUCAGAGGUGAGUGUAUGUGUAGGUGUAGAGACCUGCUUUGCAAGGCUCACCUCUACUUUCCAUCAUGUUUUGAAGGUGUAGCUUCUUGUACUAACACCCCUUUAUGCUAGGAAAAGCAGUGAAAUACUUAAAAGCAACCCUUUGUUUUUCUACUAAAAAAAUGAAACCUUACGAUGCCACAGGGCUGAAUCUGGUGUACUGCAGUUGGCUUGGUUCUGGCUGUUCCCUGGGAAGACCAAAAGAAUUGGUUUAUUUUUCAGUCUGGUUUCUACUGCUGCAAAGUUACUGUUGGCUUUUCUGAUUUUGAUCUGCUUUUCAAAACAGAAUGACAUUUAAGUUCUUUCAGGAGUACUUGUGAAAGUGAGUCU